AUGGAAAACAAACCGGAUAUCUUCAGGAGGGAGUUAGUGGAUGUUCAGGGCGUCCCUCUUUUCUGGAGCAUUGCUGAGCAGUGGUCUCAGGUGGAGUCAUUUGAGGCCCGGCCUGAUGAUCUUUUGAUCUCUACCUAUCCCAAGUCGGGAACAACCUGGAUCAGUGAAAUACUGGAUUUGAUUUAUAACAAUGGAGAUGUAGAGAAGUGUAAACGGGAUGCAAUAUACAAACGGGUGCCAUUCAUGGAACUUAUAAUUCCUGGAUUGUCAAAUGGUAUUGAACUCUUACAAAACAUGAAGUCUCCUCGACUAGUGAAAACACAUCUGCCUGUUGAACUUCUCCCUUCCUCAUUUUGGAAAAAUGACUGCAAGAUGAUCUACGUGGCACGAAAUGCCAAAGAUGUGGCUGUGUCUUACUAUUACUUCCACCAGAUGGCAAAAAUGCACCCAGAGCCUGGUACCUGGGAGGAAUUCCUUGAAAAAUUCAUGGAUGGGAAACUGAGUUUUGGUUCCUGGUAUGAUCACGUGAAGGGCUGGUGGGAGAAAAGGGGACAUUAUCGAAUCCUUUAUCUAUUUUAUGAAGAUAUGAAAGAAGAUCUGAAGUGUGAAAUUCAGAAGUUAUUAAAGUUUCUAGAGAAAGAUCUGCCAGAGGAAACCAUGAAUAAAAUCCUCUAUCAUAGCUCUUUCAGUGUGAUGAAGCAGAAUCCUAAUGCAAAUUAUACCACAAUGAAAAAAGAGGAGAUGGACCAUUCUGUGUCUCCUUUCAUGAGAAAGGGCAUUUCAGGAGACUGGAAGAAUCAUUUCACUGUAGCCCAGUAUGAAAGAUUCGAAGAAGAUUACAUAACAAAAAUGAAGGAGUCGACACUGAAGUUUCGAUCAGAGAUCUAG
Nannospalax galili (Upper Galilee mountains blind mole rat) is the source of this 888-nucleotide messenger RNA. RefSeq names its product sulfotransferase 1 family member D1. The record is from RefSeq and is a predicted model, not a curated record. Lineage: Eukaryota; Metazoa; Chordata; Mammalia; Rodentia; Spalacidae. The transcript is spliced from 7 exons. Gene Ontology annotation, cellular component: cytoplasm. Gene Ontology annotation, molecular function: sulfotransferase activity. Gene Ontology annotation, biological process: sulfation. The coding region runs from base 1 to 888 and encodes 295 amino acids.